UGCCCUCAGAAUUCAAGCAUUAUAUUCUCCUUAAUUAAGUGGAUUUUUUUGUACAUUUCAGAGCUGGCAGAAGAUGAUGAAGAUUGGAAUCCAUGGGGGGAAGAGUUUGAAAAUGAACAACUAGUCAUAUCACACCAUGAACCACCGAAAAUACUCUGGAACCUUGAACCUAAAAACACAGUCUCCAACAAGGGCAAUAACACCACAAACAGAAUUUUCAAUGUUGAAGUGUGGGGCAAAGCUGCCAUUGGACUUUAUUUAUGGGAGCACAUUCUGGAAGCAUCACUUGAGGAAAGAAUGGGUGGAGUGUGGAGUUAUGGUGCCAAAACUGUUAAUAAUAUUACAUUUACAUUCCGAACUGGUCCAGGUGUGAUACCGGAACAAGUGCCAAAAGAUACUGAGAACCUCUUGCUCAUUCUGAAUGGACGGGAACCAGACAAGGUUCAGUUUGCUGAAACCUGGCUCAAAUCUCUUCAUAAUCUGUCUCAGCUUAGGAACGUUGGUCUUGUGUUGCUAGGCAAUGAGCAGUGCAAUAAUUCCUGGCUACAUAACUACAUGCACUAUAAUGGUGGUCUGGUGAAAUUUGUGUUCCUGGUAUAUGAUAGUCCAGAAAUAGACAAUGUUAACUUCUACCAGUGGCCAUUAGGAGUUGCCACGUAUAGAAACUUUCCAACUGUCGACAGCUCGAAACUUCCUGUACAUAUACAUAGACAAUAUUCCUGUAACUUUCUAGGGACCAUUUAUAAGAAUUCUUCACGAGAAACUUUAAUGAAAAUUUUAGAAGGUGAUUUCUUCAGAGAAAAAUGUUUCAUCAAAGCUAGAAAACAAUGGCUGCCCCUGGAGACAGACAGCACAAGGGAGCAGUUUAUACAGGCAUUAUCUCAGAGUGAUCUCACACUUAACCCAGUCGGUGUCAACACUGAAUGUUACCGGAUCUACGAGGCCAUAACGUUCGGUUCUGUUCCGGUGGUAGAGGACAUCAUGACACCAGGACAUUGUGGGAGAUCAAAGUCAUCUAGUUCCUUUCCUUUACGUCUGCUCAAAGAAAUGGAUGCACCUCUCAUGUACAUUAAAGAUUGGUCAGAAUUGAGUAAAAUCAUAGAAAAUGAGAAAAAACUCAGACAUAGUGAAAUUGUGAAAAGACGACGAAAUUUGUUACUAUGGUAUGAAAGUUUUAAAUCAAAGAUGCGACAAAAACUCAUCCAUGUGAUAAAUAAACAUUUUUUUGGCCUAAAUAGAUAACAUUUCAUAGGAAACAUUAUUUACAUAUAUCAAGAGUUUAUUACAGAAGUGUUUUAACUUCUGUUUUUACUUUUUAUUAAGUUAUGAAAACUUUUGGUUGAACCCUUAGUUUUGUUUGUCUUUUAUGAAUAAGGAAUAUAUUUCAUUGAGUUUGUUUUUUGUGUCACCUCUACGGAGUAGUGGCGACAUAUAGGGAUCACUUCUCCGUCGUCUGUCUGUCCGUCUGUCUGUCUGUCUGUCCGUCCGUCCGUCACAAAACUUGUCCGGACUACUCCUCAUAAACUACUGGUGCAAUUUCAUCCAAACUUUACAGGAAUGAUCAGUACCAAGUCUAGUUGUGCAUAUUGUCAGGAUUUACCGGUUCAAUGAUUUUUGUCAGAGUUAUGGCCCUUUAAUAAUUUUUAAUUUUAAAAGUUUGUCCGGACUACUUCUCUUAUGCCACUAAUGCAAUUUCAAUGAAACUUUACAGGAUUGAUCUGUAGCUCAAGUCCUUGCGCAUAUUGCACGGGUUUUCCGGUUGAAUGAUUUUUUGCCGAGUUAUGGCCCUUUGAUAAAAAGGUUUCUUUUUCUGUGUGUUGCCAGAUACACAAAAGCUUGUCCAGACUACUCCUCAUAAACUACUGGUGCAAUUUCAUCCAAACUUUACAGGAAUGAUCAGUACAAAGUCUAGUUGUGCAUAUUGUCAGCAUUUUCCGGUUCAAUGAUUUUUGUUUGACUUAUGGCCCUUUAAUAAUUUUUAUUUUUAAAGUUUGUCCAGACUACUUCUCUUAUACCACUUAUGCAAUUUCAAUGAAACUUUACAGGAUUGAUCUGUAGCUCAAGUCCUUGCGCAUAUUGCACGGGUUUUCCGGUUGAAUGAUUUUUGGCCGAGUUAUGGUCCUUUGAUAAAAAGGUGUUUUUUUCUGUGUGUUGCCAGAUACGCAAAAGCUUGUCCGGACUACUCCUCAUAAACUACUAGUGCAAUUUUAUCCAACUUUACAGGAAUGAUCAGUACAAAGUGGUUAGUCUAGUUGUGCACUGUCCGUCUGUCUGUCCGUCUGUCACAAAAUUUGUCCCAACAUGAAAUUGGCCAUCAUGAGGCGACACAUGUGAUUACUGAUCGCUCUUGUGUUUGUUUGUUGCCAUGCCAGGUGGCAACUUUCUAGCUUAACUGGUUGCUGGUUUACUUGAUAAUCUCAGGUGCCCCUUUGUGUAUUAUUCAGGUAGGAAUAGGCACCUGAGUAGAAGCUAGCUGGAUAGCUUCCUUACAUAAAUGAAUCCAAAGUCCUUGAAGGGAUUUGAACCAACAGCUGUGAGUGGCAAUUGAUAUGAAUUUGACAGCAUUAAUAUUUCACCGAGUAAUAUCAUCAAUAUGAUAUGUGAUAAUAUUAAAAAUACCUUGAAGUUUGAGUGGAAUAUUCAAUGAUUUAUCAUUUCAACUGUGAAGUAAAAUAUUUACCACAUACAAUGAAAAUUUUCUCUGUAUUUAAAUUUAUCUGUUUAUGAAAUAAAGUCAUAAUUAAGAGAUGCUGUGUGGGUGAUACAAAUCAAUCUUGGUGAUGAAAAUAAUAAUGCAAUAAAUUUUGCUUGUUUUCUCAUUAUUAAAACGUAAUCUUCAUAUUGUUUUAAAUCUUGAAUUUGUUUGUAUUAAGCUGUGUUUGUAGAUUAUUUAAAUGAUUUAAGUAAUAUGAGAAAGUAAUAUUUGGAUGUCAGUCUCAGUUUAGCUCUUUAUUGUAUCAGAUAUAACUAUGAUUAUAAAUUAUCAUUUUACAAAAUAUUUUUAUUGUUAUUUAUCCUAUUUUAAGAGUUAUUUACUCCAGAUUUUUCAUAUUAUGUGUUCAAGUUUAUUUUUCAGAAUAAUGAUUUUGCCAUGCAAGCAUAUACAUGUAGACGCUAUUAUCAGAUUGAGAAAAUUUCACAAACAAUUAACAUGUUAAGAUUUUUAAAUACGAAAAGUUUAGAUUUAAAUUAUUUAAUAUUUUUAGUUACAAGUUAUCUGAAUUUGUCAAUUCUUAAAUAAUGAAGGAAGUAAUGAGUUGAGCAUAGGAUAAGGAAGGACUAAAAUAACUAAAUGUAUGUUUAGUAAAACAGAUAUUUGUAUAUUGACUGCAGGGAGUAAGGGAGUUUUUUUUCAUUAGUUUAUUAUGAAAUAUUUAGUGAUACUUUUGCAGAUGACCAAUAUUUUUAAGUUUUUUAUGCAUGAAUUAUAUAGAUUGUGUAAAGUUUGUUUUUAUUUCUUUACGAUUAAGCCAUUAAGUAAAUUGGUUAGUAUAGUUUUAUAGGCCUUAUAAAUGACCUAAUGCAUAACUGUGAUUUAUGUUUAAAUAUUAUCUUUAAAUAUUAUCUUUAAGCCUUCUAUUGGCAACUGAAUGUAACCAGUACAGACCAAGUUCAGCCAAGCACUGGUCUGAUCAUUGUCAGCAUUGAUUGCUGUUCAGUCAGUUCUUAUAUUGAAAUUUUCCCUAAAUAUAAUGAAUGGUUUUGCCCAGAUUGAAAGAUGGACAAGUCCAUUUAAGAUAUUUAGCGGUGUAAAAGUUAAUGGAAGUUGCACACUGGUUUUUACAAUAUUUUUGAUGGUAUUUUUCUUUACCUGACAAAAUCUUUUUUGAAAUAGCUUAGUUAACUAAAUAAAGUAAUUGAUUUGAUAUAGACAAAAAUAUUUUUUGGUUUUGGUCACCCACAAGUACUAAGUCUUGCUUGGAAUAAUAAAUAAGUACAGUGUUUAAGUUGCACAAUGUGUUAAAUACACAUUUACAAUGAAUAGUGUUUUCUCUUUGUAGUUGUACACAUCGUCAGUGAGCUGAUACAGGUGUAUUUUAGUAAUAGCAACCAUAUAAUAGUUUUGUGCUAGUCCAUUGUUAUAAAAGCUAUGUUUGAAUUUGUCAGAAUCUUUGCUUGCUAUACUUUUUAAGCUUUUAAGCAUCCAUUGUGUAUAUCUAAGUUUUUUUUUGGUGAAGGGGAGAGUGUUUACAAAAUAGGCUUACAUAAAAAUAUGAACCAUGUGCUUUUUGAUAGUUUAAUUUUAUCUUGUAUAUUUGUACGAUUAUUGUUUAAAUUACGUUUUAAGUUUAUUGUGAGUUAGAUAUUAGCCAAGAAAAUUCGAAGUAGGUCUUCCAUUACAUUAGUGCUAUUUUUAUAAAGGAGCCUUAUUUCAAUUAUUUGGAUGUAUUAUGUUUUUGUAAAGGAAAGAGUGGACCAAUGAGCGUAUAACUACUGCAGGAACUAGAAAAAUUAUGUUACGAUAAAGGUGACUGUAUUUGAAAACACAUUCAUUUGUUAUUAAAACACAUGCUAAAAGUGGCAUUGUUCCAGGUAUUCUCCAUAUUCACUUGACAGAUGACCUAAUUUUUGUUGAGCCCAAUUGAGUUGCUUAGUCAUCACAAUGGCAGCUUAGUGUAAGUGUUUGUGUGUCCAUCAGGAUUGUACAGACUGUGACUUUGCCAUACAUUUAUGGAUGCACAAAAUUCAACAUCAGUUGUAAAGAAUGUCAAGCGUACCAAAUUGUAACUGUUAGGUCAAGGUCAUACUUAUGGGUCAGAUUUGAAAAAUGAGUGUAUUUUUGCUUGUUAGACAUAUGAGCCGCGUCAUGACAAAACCAACAUAGUGCGUUUGCGACCAGCAUGGAUCAAGACCAGUCUGCGCAUCCGCGCAGUCUGAUCAAGAUCCAUGCUGUUCACUAUCAUUGCUCUACUUGCUAUAGGGUUUGUAAGCGAACAGCAUGGAUCCUGAUUAGACUGUGCGGAUGCGCAGGCUGGUCUGGAUGCAUGCUGGUCGCCAACGCACUAUGUUGGUUUUGUCAUGACGCGGCUCAUAUGUUCAUGGAAUCUCAAAUAAAUUGGUAGAAAUGUCAACAAAUGUGAGUAAAUGUGUUGCCUGUUAAAACUAGAAUAAUUGUUGCUUAAAGGUCAAGGUCGUUCUCAUUAAUGAUUUGGUAAUUGCCAGUUUAACAGAAAAAUGGGUGAUGAAUUAAACAAUGAACAAACACAGAUAUGAUAUAUUUUGUGAGUCAAGUCAAUCAGAUGGCUGGUUUACCAAACUUUCAGUAUCUUGGGUGUUUUUUCCCCACAUUUUUAGUAUGUUUAAUUAACAUGAGAUAAAACUUGUUCUGACAGUGUUUGAUAAAUGCUGUAUAUUCAUAUAACAGAAAUGUAAUAGAUAUUCAUAUAACAGAAAUGUAAUAGAUAUUCAAAUAGAAAUAAAUAUAAUAGAUAUUCAUAUAGAACAGAAAUGUAAUAACAUGGGGUAUAGAAGACAAUCAUUUUUAUAUUGUUUGUCAAAAUAUAGAUAUGUUGAAGACGCCAAAAAUAUUACAAUGAAAUAGAACCUCUUAUAUUUCUAGUACAUUUAGCAGCAUUCAUUUACCAAGGCUAUAUAAGGUGCUUGUUUUAACAUUUUCAUUAUCACAAACAAAUUUGUAUAGCUUUUUAUAUAACUUCUCCAAAUCCUGAUUCUUUUAAUCAUUAUUUUAAUCGGUAUAGGCAGUUUUGAUAUUUU
Molecule: messenger RNA, 5715 nt
Organism: Ruditapes philippinarum (Manila clam)
Lineage: Eukaryota; Metazoa; Mollusca; Bivalvia; Venerida; Veneridae
Product: ribitol-5-phosphate xylosyltransferase 1-like
Exons: 5
Biological process (GO): protein O-linked glycosylation via mannose
Cellular component (GO): Golgi apparatus
Molecular function (GO): ribitol beta-1,4-xylosyltransferase activity
Source: RefSeq, a predicted model, not a curated record